AUGCAUUGUCCUUGUCCCGUCAACCGAACAGCUUUGGCAUCGCGAAUGGCUGGCUCUACCCGCUCCGCAGAAGAGGCUUCAGCCUUUGAGCGGGACGCUCCGAGUGCCUUGGGAGCCCUUGUGGCCUCGACUCGCGAAGGUCUCCGCAAACCAGUGGUGCCUGCAUUGCUGAGCUCCACCGACCCGGGUUUGGAGGUGCUCCUUCGCAGCUCUCUGGCUCGGCUGGAAGCUCGUGUGCGGGCUCUCGAGGGCCAGGGCGUGCGCUCGGAUCGCCGUGCUGCAGAGCUGGCGGGGCUUGCGCAGGCACUUACCGAAGAGCAGCGCACGCUGUUGAUCCGGCUGGAUCGGCUCGAGGAGCAGAUGAAGCCCUGGCAGCAAAAGGAGGCUCAGGCUCCGGAGGAACGCCUUUCGCGCUUGGAGCGGGAACAACGUGCAGCAGCACUAGAGCUCAGGUUGGCGUCGUCGUCUGCUGAGGAGGCCUCGCAGCGGCAGCAGCAGCGGCUGCGAGCCCUGGAAGGACGCCUGGAGGAUGCGCUGGAGUCUCGGCUGUUGGCCUGGGAGGCAGCUGCCAAGCCUGGCGAUGCACCCAGGACACCCGUGGAGACAGAGCCAGUGGCGCUCCAUCUUCGGAGCCUAGUUGCCUCAUCGCCUCUUCGAGCUGACACCUCGCUUCUUGCAGAGCUUCGUCAUGAAGUGGCCUCGGAGGUGUCAGCAGAAGUGCGGCUUUUGCGCACACAGAUGGAUGAGGUCCAUCGGCGGAGCGCUAGCACAUUCAGUGAGACGCUGGAAGCUCGCGUCACAGGUCUGGCGGAUGCAGUGGAGGAGCUCCGGACGCAGCUGGACGCACCACCCAAGCAGCACGAGGACAGCGCCUGCAGUCCCAUAUCACCGAAGCGUCUCGAAGACUCUGAGGCCGCCGAUCCAGCACCGGCUCAGGUGGAAGUGCUCCAAGAUUUCACUGCUGAGCUGCGCACCCUGGUGGAGGAGCGCUUGCUGAUUUCUUUGGCAGAGCUAGAGCAGCAGGUGCCACAGCUUUGCCGCCAACAAGAGCUGCAAGCUGCGGACGCCGCCGAACGGGCAGGAAAGCUGCAGGAGUUUGAGGUCCGAAUGGAGAUGGUGUCUCGACGCUUGGGGACGCAGGAAGAAAGGUUGCAGAGCUGCUUCGAUCGGAUGGAGCGGCUCCCGCAACUGCCACAGCUUCGCAAACUCUGCCGCGAGGAGGCCCAGAAGCGGCUCGGCGAGGAGCUUCCCGGCCUUUCCGGUGACCUGGCGAGGCAGCAAGAAGUCCUCGACGAGGUUCAGCUUCAGCUGCAGCGUCUUGGAGGCCGCUGGCUUUCCGCAGGACCUGCGCCCUGUGCUGCAGGGCAAAGAUCUCAGCUGAUGCCCAAGCUGGCUCCUCAAGGAAUUUGA
Molecule: messenger RNA, 1410 nt
Organism: Symbiodinium sp. CCMP2592
Lineage: Eukaryota; Dinophyceae; Suessiales; Symbiodiniaceae
Source: the annotation of a GenBank genome assembly